Messenger RNA from Aspergillus heteromorphus CBS 117.55, 1848 nucleotides. RefSeq names its product Zn(II)2Cys6 transcription factor. The transcript is spliced from 6 exons. The coding region runs from base 1 to 1848 and encodes 615 amino acids. Gene Ontology annotation, molecular function: DNA-binding transcription factor activity, RNA polymerase II-specific; zinc ion binding. Lineage: Eukaryota; Fungi; Ascomycota; Eurotiomycetes; Eurotiales; Aspergillaceae. The record is from RefSeq and is a predicted model, not a curated record. Gene Ontology annotation, biological process: regulation of DNA-templated transcription.
AUGGUGAACCCCCAGCCGCACGCCGUUUUGGCCUCCGACCACUUCCGCGCCAGGUCGGCCCUGACCUCCAGUCAACUGGCCCGUCAAUUGCGUUCCUGCAAAGUCUGCCGCUUCCGCAAGGUCAAGUGUGAUCGCGUCCAACCCUGCCAUGCAUGCUGCGCCCAUGGGUACCCCUCCAAGUGCGCCUAUGAUACCGACCCCGACGAUAAUCUUCAGCCCAUCAGUCAGACGGACGAGAUCCGGAACCUCCGGCACGAGAUCCGUGAGCUAACGGCGACGCUUAAUAGCCGACAACGCCGCGCCCGAAAGCCACGCCGUCUAGCGCAGCUGCAGGCCCUGUUUGAUGCCAUCCGCUCCGCUCCGCUCGACGUGACCAACCGUAUUGUCGCCGACGUCCGAAGGACCCGCGGCAGAACACAUGGGGAGGCGUUUCCGCUGGAACCGGAAAAUGGAUCCGAAGGUGCUGUGACGACUCGCCCACGCGGCUCACACGACCCCGAUGGCAGGAUAGACGAGGACGAGGCCGACUAUCGGUCGGGUCGCCAUGCGUCCAGUCGGAGUUCGUCCGAAGACAGCGAGGACUCGAGCUAUGGAGCGGUUUGUCAUUUGGGAUCGUCGAAGCCGAUGCUGGACGUGUUCAUCGAGCGCUUCGUGGAUGCCUUCAGCCCCCAGGUCAGCACCAAGGCAGGUCAAGCCGGUGCGGUGCGGCGGGCCGCGGGAAUUCGCAUGUUCUCGCCCAUCCUCAUGGACGCGUUUGAAUCCGUCUCGACGGCGUAUUUUGGUCGGAUCAUCCAGGACAAGGACCUCGAGGCAUCGGGGUUCCGCCUCUAUCCCCGCGUGCUGCGGAGUCUGCAGCAGGCCUUGCAAGAUCCGGAGCGCAGCAAGGCCGAGUCGACGUUAGUGACCGUUAUGCUGCUGAUGGCAUUUGAGAGUGUCGAAAGAACGACUCAAGGGUCGCUGCUUGCCCAUGUCCAUGGUGCCAUGCGUUUGAUUGAGCAUCGCGGCCCGGAGAAUCAUGUCCAUGGUGUCGAACACCUGCUGUACACCGAACUCCGACCGUUCUGGGUCUCCGCUUCGUUCAUCACCCGUAGACCCUGCUUUCUCGCCGCCGAGGAAUGGAUCAACCUCCCGUGGUCAGCGAACACAAGCAAGAGAGACAUCCUUCACUAUCUCCUGGAUCUGGCAGUCGAGGUCCCAGCUUUACUCGGGCAAUUCGACGACGUUCAAGCAACCCUCGGCUCGAACUUGUCCAGCGUUCACGAGAUUACCGUAAAGCAGGUUGCACUGUGGGACGGGGUCGCCGACCUUACCGAGCGCUUCCGCCGGUGGAAAGUCCAGUGGGUGGACAGCUACCCCGACGGGCCACCGCAGGAAGUAGAAGUCGUUCCCAGUGACCAGUUUCCACUGUUCCAGUGUCGAGACUUCCGUACCGGCGGGGUGAUGACCCCGACCACGUUCGUCUAUCCGGACCUGCGUCUUGCGCAAACGAUGUGCCUCUAUUACUCCAUCCGACUGGUGCUGUCGUCCGUGGACACCCGGCCAGAGGGUCGCGUGGGGCCCCUGGACCAGUACGCCAUGGGAUGCGGGAUCUGCCGGUCCCUCGAGUGGUACAUCCAAAACGCGGCCGGGAAUAUGAUCAACCGGCUGGUGUUUCCCGUACGGGUUGCCUGGGAGAUCUUCCCGGACGCUGGACCGGAACGCCGGUACUUGCAGGAGGUGCUAAAGCUGGUGGAAAAACGACAUUCCCUUGCUCUCUGGGGCGGAGGCAUGUCCGAGCUUUCUCCUCGGGCCGGAUCCCCGCAAGAGGAGUCCCCGGAUAUGGUGCAGGUGCAGGCACAGGAGGGGUGA